AUGUCUGCCGCCCCCGAAGCCGUCACCGCCUCAACAACCUCACCACCAGCCAAGCGCGUCAAGACCAAUCUUUCCACCAUGGACGCCCCUCCCCCAUUGCAAGUCAAGAAGCUCUCCGACAAGGCUCGUCUGCCGACCCGCGGCAGCGCCUUUGCCGCCGGCUACGAUGUCUACGCUUCCAAGGAGACCGUCAUUCCCGCGAGGGGCAAGGUGCUCGUCGAUACCGACAUCAGCAUCGCCGUGCCCGCCGGAACUUAUGGACGCAUUGCCCCCCGCUCUGGCCUGGCAUCGAAGCACUUCAUUGAUACGGGCGCUGGUGUUAUCGAUGCCGAUUACAGAGGGCAGGUGAAGAUCCUGCUGUUCAACCACGCCGAGACGGACUUUGAGAUCAAGGAGGGCGAUCGCAUUGCCCAGCUGAUCAUUGAGCGAAUCUAUACCCCUGAGGUGGUUGAGGUGCAGGAGCUGGAGGAGAGUGUGCGUGGAGCGGGUGGUUUUGGCAGCACCGGUGGGUUUGCCAAUGGUACUGUUUAG
Messenger RNA from Pochonia chlamydosporia 170, 531 nucleotides. RefSeq names its product dUTP pyrophosphatase. Gene Ontology annotation, molecular function: magnesium ion binding; dUTP diphosphatase activity. The record is from RefSeq and is a predicted model, not a curated record. Gene Ontology annotation, biological process: dUTP catabolic process; dUMP biosynthetic process. The coding region runs from base 1 to 531 and encodes 176 amino acids. Lineage: Eukaryota; Fungi; Ascomycota; Sordariomycetes; Hypocreales; Clavicipitaceae. The transcript is spliced from 2 exons.